Molecule: messenger RNA, 3537 nt
Organism: Limulus polyphemus (Atlantic horseshoe crab)
Lineage: Eukaryota; Metazoa; Arthropoda; Merostomata; Xiphosura; Limulidae
Product: BAI1-associated protein 3-like
Exons: 28
Coding region: 1-2904 (967 amino acids)
Source: RefSeq, a predicted model, not a curated record
AUGUUAGGAAUAUUAGCUGGAGGUUUGCAGGAGAGCAGAAGGAAUUCUGACGAGGAUGGAGAACGAAGUCGUAAUAGUCCCAGACGUCAAGGUUUAAGGAAGUUUGGUGCUUCCUUCAAACGCAGAGAUCGAAGCAGGAGCAACAGUACCACAGAAAAUCUACCUGCAAAAUUUAUUCGCACCACCACCGUCAAACCUCAUACGUUGAACCCUAAAUGGAACGAAAAGUUUCGCUUGGAUAUAGACGAUGUUUUUACCGAAAAAUUGCAUCUCGACAUAUGGGACCACGAUGACGAAACAUCCGUGUUUGACGCUGCACGCAAGUUAAAUGAAGUAUCUGGUCUGAAGGGUCUGGGAAGAUACUUCAAACAGAUCUACCAAUCAGCCAGGAGUGGAGAAAAUAUUGAUGACUUCUUAGGUUGUGUCACAAUACCAGUGGAGGAAAUUCCUCCAAAUGGUUUGGACAAAUUCUUCCCUCUUCAAGGACGCACUGCUCGGUCAACAAUUCAGGGACAGAUACGACUAAAGUUGAGCCUGGGAACGAGAGAAGAUCGAAUGGUGACUGCUGACGAAGAUAAUUGGAGAGAAUUCGUAGAGCAUCAAGAGUUGCUAUGGUUAUUUAUUGAGCAUGAACUUAAAAAUCACCAGGGUCCUAGUUACACGUGGGCAGGUGAUCUUCAAACACCAGCACUAACGAUCUUACAUCAGCAUGCCAUCCAAGGAGAUAUAACCGAACUACAGAAAAUACUUUGUCGUUGGAUAAUGUACGCCAGAAAACACAUGGAGGUUUCGUUGGAUUAUGCUUUAUUAAAAGAACUGCUGGAGGAUUUUAACACUUCGUGGAACAACUCAGAGACUCAACUCAGUAAAGACGAGGAAGCCGCACUAGUCGAAUCCUUCAACUUAUUUAUUGACUUUUGUCUUGCUCGAGUCCGCAAACACCGGGAAAUAUUUCCAUGCAACAACAAGCAGGCUCAGCACAAAUUUACUUAUUUGCUCAAAUGCAUCGCUCUGAUUCACAGUAUGAAAGUUUUUAAACGUUGCUGCCCCUUUCGUCCCACCCUUCAUGUGGAGAUAAUAAAUACACUGAAGAAAGGAACAUUAGAGUGGUUUGACACCAUAAUAUCCUUUAAUGAAUCCAAGGCACAAACGGUAGAGGACAUUCUUCAUGGAUUAAUCGAACUUGUCAACUCUAUUAACUCCGAUGUACAAAAAGGUGCUAAUUGUUACGAUCAUGUCUUUGAAAGCAAUGUCGAAGUCAACUAUACAAGUGUGAUUUAUAAGAACUUAGAAAAACUGUCAGCGGACCAUGUUUCCAAGAAAUUACAUGAGAUAGGAGAAACCACUUGUAAGAGAGCAGAAGGCAGAAACAAAACUUCGAAGGCAGAUGGAGGGAAAGAAACUCAAAUAAAUAUAAGCACUGCUAAGUUUGAACUCUAUAUGUCACUCCAGGAGUUCGUCCGUUUUCAAGAAAAACUACCAUCAGAAGACAAGAAACAUCUCGUUAUAUCCAAUUAUUACACAUGGUUCACAGACGCCAUCAACUUAUGGCUCACUGUUGCUAAGCUGAAAGCCAAAGAAAGAGUGAAGAAAGCAUUGGAGCUAGAUAAGAAGAUUCAAAGUGUGGAUUCUUCAGUGAAGUACAGUACUUCCUCUGUGGACAUUGUUGCGUGUUUUGCUCAGAUCAAAGAGUUUUGGUUUCAGCUCUCCUGGCCAGAUGUUUUCUCUUCUUAUCCGUUUAUCAUAAAAAUCCUUGAGGUAAUCUGCAGUGGAGCAACAUUUUAUGCUAAUCUAUGCUACCAGAAUGUGGCAGAUUACAGUGAAGACAUCAAAGAACAGCUUUGUAUAGCGAUCAACAACAUAGAGCACGUGAGAACAGCUCUUAAACCUUUGUUUGACGAUCUUGGAAUAGAAAAAAUAUUGAACACUAUAGCAGAAAGAGAGGGAGAAAAAACAGUCAGUCAGUGUCGCACUGCUGUGAACAACUUACUUCAUAAUGCUGAGGAAGACAUCUUAUCCAAGAUACAAAACAUCGCUAAUUCUGUAGCUGAGAAGAUGCGGCCGGAUAUCAAAACUCAUAUCUUUCACUUGGCUUGGACCCCAGAAAAAAUGGAGGCAGAUGUUGCUCCACUAUUAGAUUACUUAGACAGUAAUCUGAAGACCCUUUACAACAGUCUGUUUCGCCCUAACUUUGAUCGCAUUCUGGAAUCCAUUUGGAGAAUGGUGUUACAAGAACUCACCUUUACUGCUAGGAAUAACAUCGGGGAAAAAAUGACCUUUUUCCAACGACUUCUACAUUCGUUGAAAGUUCUUGUAGAUUUCUUUCAUGCUGGUAGCAUAGGUUUGCAAUUAAAAGUACUACACAAUCCUGCAUAUCAGCAACGACUUCUGGAGGGAGAUUAUGGGUAUUUAACUGUAAAAGCUGUUUUUAAUCCUGGGUCUGACAGUCUUUCUAUUGAUGUGAUGAACGCCCGAGAUUUAAGACCACUGGAUCCUAAUGGGUUCAGUGAUCCUUUUGUUAUAAUUGAGUUGGUUCCUCGUCACCUUUUCCCUGACUGUCCACGGCAGAUGACCAAGAUUCAGAAGAAGACAUUAUAUCCCAUCUUUGAUGAAAGCUUUGAGUUCAAUAUUGCUGCAGACCGCUGUAGGCGAGAUGGUGUAGCUGUGUGUUUCGUUGUUAUGGAUCAUGACGUAGUGACAAGAAACGACUUCGAAGGUGAGGCGUAUCUUCAAUUACAAAGAAUUCCUGGAGUGGAUGGGCAAUAUGUAAAAGACCCAGCAACAACAGAGUUGUCGCUGAUGCAACCGAGAGAAAAAAAUGAAAUCAUCAACGCCUUAGAGGUUCGAACCUGGGAUAAAACAGCUCAAGAAUUUGCCAAGGAACAACGUGGUAAACGACCUUAAUGACACGAAGAUAUUAUCCCCACUUUGAACAGCAGUUCCCUAAUCUUGUCCUUGGAUAUCUGUAUAUCACUUACGUCAGCUGAGACAGCAAUUUCUUCUCUCUUUGCCAAUCUCAUAUUUCUCCACCUAUCUUUCAAUGUGCCUCUUGGAGAUUAUAAACUGUGUUUCCACUAUGUGUACCUCGAUUUUAUGGCCAUACAUGUACAAGAUCUGAUUUGAACUGAGUGUAACCUAAUACAAAAUUCAAUAGAAAACAAAUAUAUUUGCUAACAAUAUUACUUUUGAACUUGAAACACGUAUUUAUAUUAAUUGUCGUACACUUCUGGAAUCAUUCCUUCAAAUUAUCAGAAUAACUUUUAUUAAAGAAAAAUUAUGAGUUGUAUAUCAUAGCUGGAAAAGUCUUAGUGUAAACUUGAUAUAUCUUGAUAUUAAUGUUUCAUAUGAUAUGCUUUAUUCUAAAUUCAUUUUAUGAACAAUUUAUGCAUGCUUAAUGUUCUGGUAAUGUAAUUAGUAUUUUCCAUAUGUUACUAAGGAUUCUUACAUUUGGGGUAAAAAUGUUGAGGUUUAAUUGCUAUUUAUUCCUAGUUUAAUUGUCUGUUUUAUGCUAUUUAUUAUUUUGUUAUGAAAAGUCAC